CACACACAUGUGUACGGCAGUGUACCCACAGCAACAGCCGCGCCCAGGGUGUGCACCACCGGGGCAGGUUACGGUGGUCACAGCGCCGUGGCUCAGUGCCACUCUCACCACACGCACACAGCCCCUUUGGAGAACAGCAAGUGGGUUGGGGACCCGGAGCGGUGACGGUGGGUCCUGGCCACCUCAUGCUGACCAUGAAUGCCCUGAGCAGCUCCCCGUUUUUGUUUUCUACACUGCAACCUGCCAAAAUCUGGAGCGUGGCCACGUCUCAGCCCCCACGCCCAGGAAGUCCUGUGGAGCAUCAGCGUCGUUAAGCGCUUACAGAACUUAAUGAGCCCUUUGCGGAGGGCAGGCGUGGGCAGGAGGUGUGGCUCGGCGGCGGUGGGAACCUGUAGAUCAUGUCUGGAAGAAAGGCAUCUUGUGACACCCCAGCUGACCUCAGUCGCCCACGGGAAGCACAGGGACGGCCAUCCCCAGCCGAGAGGCACCGUGCGUCCCCCUGGUGUGACCCACCAGACUCCGUGCCCCCUUCCCCUGAGCGUGUUUCGCCCCUGGCUGAGGCUUCUCCAGCAUCUCUGCCACCACCGCACCACGGGACAUGGCUGCCAAGAAAGUAGCUAUCAUCGGGGCCGGUGCCUCUGGCCUGUGUGCUCUGAAAUGCUGCCUGGAUGAGGGGCUGGUACCCACCUGCUUCGAGAGGAGCGGGGACAUCGGGGGGCUCUGGCGCUUCGAGGAGCACCCCGAGGAGGGUCGCGCCAGCAUCUACCGCUCCGUCAUCAUCAACACCUCCAAGGAGAUGAUGUGCUUCAGCGACUUCCCCAUCCCCGAGGACUUCCCCAACUACAUGCACAACUCCAAGAUCAUGGAGUAUUUCCGCAUGUACGCCCGGCGCUUCGACCUGCUCCGCCACAUCCGCUUCAGGACCAGUGUCUGCCGUGUGACCAAGCGCCCCGACUUCGCCACCACGGGCCAGUGGGAGGUGGUGACGGAGAGCGAGGGGAAGCAGGAGUCAGCUGUCUUCGACGCCGUGCUGGUGUGCACCGGGCACCACACCGAGGCACAUCUCCCGCUGAGCACCUUCCCAGGGCUGGAAAAGUUUGAGGGCUGGUACCUGCAUAGCCGGGACUACAAGAGCCCACAAUCCUUUUUGGGGAAGCGGGUGGUUGUGGUCGGCACUGGAAAUUCCGGCAUCGACAUCGCGGUGGAGCUGAGCCACGCAGCCAAGCAGGUCUUCCUCAGCACCAAGCGUGGGACCUGGGUGAUGCACCGGGUGGCAGACGGGGGGUACCCCUUUGACUUCACCUACAUCAGCCGCUUCAUACAGCUCCUCCUGAGCCUGCUGCCUCACACCACCACCAGCUUUUUCAUGGAGAGGAAGCUGAACGCCCGUUUUGACCAUGCACUUUAUGGCCUCCUGCCCCAGCAUCGGAUCUUUGACCAGCACCCGACUAUCAAUGAUGAUCUGCCCAACCGCAUCAUCUCAGGGAGGGUGAAGGUGAAGCCAAACAUCCAGGAGUUCACAGAGACGUCUGCCAUCUUCGAAGAUGGCACUAGGGAAGACAUUGACGCUGUGGUCUUCGCCACAGGAUACAGCUUCUCCUUCCCCUUCCUUGAGGGCUGUGUGAAGGUGGUGGAGAACCAGAUUCCGCUUUACAAAUUCAUGUUUCCCCCUGACCUGCAGAAACCAACACUGGCUUUCAUCGGCCUCGUCCAGCCCCUGGGUGCCAUCAUGCCCAUCUCUGAGCUCCAGUGUCGCUGGGCCACCCGUGUCUUCAAGAGGCUGCAGGAGCUGCCACCAUCCACCAACAUGCUGGCUGAAAUCACACAAACCAAGGAGAAAAUGGCUGAGCGGUACGUGAAGAGCCAGCGGCACACCAUCCAGGUGGAUUACAUUCCCUACAUGGACGAGCUCGCCUGCCAGGUGGGGGUCAAGCCCAACCUGCUCGUCCUCUUCCUCACCGACCCCAAGCUGGCACUGGAGGUGGUCUUUGGGCCCUGCACGCCAUACCAGUACCGCCUGCGUGGCCCGGGCAAGUGGGCAGGAGCCAGGGAGGCCAUCCUCACCCAGCGGCAGCGUGUCGUCAGGCCCCUGCGAACAAGAGCCAGGGACCGCCCUAGCCAUGCCAGCAGCGUGCCCCACAUCUUCAAGGUCUUCUUCAGCAUUGGUUUGAUUGUGGCCACCCUUGUCUAUGUCUCACUCUCUCCUUAACCCAAAAUGAAGGUUCGCCAGCGGGUCCUGCUGGCAACCUUCUUCCUUUCCUUUGGGCUUGGGUAUUUCUGUAGUCUCCUGCUAGGUCUGCUGCCAGGUCAGGAGGCUCGGAGGGAGCUGGUUCCUUGAAGAUGCAGCCUGGUCUGUCUCACCUUCCAGGGCCACAGAAGGUCUUGUUGGGAGCUGCUCUGAGGACAGGGAUCACUCCCUGUUUCCCUAAAUCCUGGCCCAGGGGCUCCACAAGCUCUACCCAUGGGUUAGACUGGCGCAGAGGCAGUGGGGAAAACAUGAACUUGCCCAGU
Messenger RNA from Calidris pugnax (ruff), 2511 nucleotides. Its product is annotated as dimethylaniline monooxygenase [N-oxide-forming] 5-like. NCBI's taxonomy places the organism in Eukaryota, Metazoa, Chordata, Aves, Charadriiformes, Scolopacidae. The coding region runs from base 599 to 2209 and encodes 536 amino acids. The transcript has 8 exons. The record is from RefSeq and is a predicted model, not a curated record. Gene Ontology annotation, molecular function: N,N-dimethylaniline monooxygenase activity; flavin adenine dinucleotide binding; NADP binding.